Homo sapiens (human) is the source of this 8267-nucleotide messenger RNA. RefSeq names its product zinc finger protein 554 (gene ZNF554). The transcript has 5 exons. NCBI's taxonomy places the organism in Eukaryota, Metazoa, Chordata, Mammalia, Primates, Hominidae. Gene Ontology annotation, biological process: regulation of DNA-templated transcription. Gene Ontology annotation, cellular component: nucleus. The record is from RefSeq and is a predicted model, not a curated record. Bases 5218 to 6384 code for a protein of 388 amino acids.
AGUGCCGAGUUUACCUCUGCGCGCGUCGGGGUUGGUGGCGGCGGCUGCGGCGAGUUCCUGAGGGGCGCCUGCGGGGGGCGUCCGCUCCGAGCGCCGAGGAGCCGAGCGGAGGAGGCGUCCCAGGGACACGCAGGGGAGGCCGGCCGGCCUGCACGGGGCGCUCCCGCCUCGGGGGCCCUGUCUGGCGCCUCAGCGCGCGCCCCGAUGGUCACCUGCGCCCACCUGGGCCGGCGCGCGCGGCUCCCGGCAGCUCAGCCCUCUGCCUGCCCAGGAACCUGCUUUUCCCAAGAGGAGAGAAUGGCUGCUGGGUACCUGCCCCGCUGGUCCCAGGUUGUCUGGUCGAGUGUUCAGCUCUCAGCAGAGAGGAGGCCUAGGAGAGGGUGGCUCCUCUCCACAGGCAAGUCAUUCGGACGUCUCUGCAGGUCUCUGAAGCUCUCAGCAGGGACGGUAGCUCCUCUCUGAAGCUCUCAGCAGGGAUGGUAGCUCUUCUCUGCCGGCAGAUCAUCUCUGCAGCCUUCAGUGGAGAGGGUACUCCUCUCUGCAGCUGGUCGUCCGGUCCCAUCCUGUCAUCUGUCUGCCUUCUUUGUCCUCUGGCCGUCCUCUGCCCUGCUAAGCCUGAGCCCAGGGCUUUUACGGACCUCAGAGGGGAGGAAGUGUGUGCCGACUGGUUCAUGGGCGGCCAUGGGAGGGUCGAAAGAGGCACCAUGAGUCCCCACUCUGGUCUGUAGGACUGGCAGCCUGGCCCCCAGUCUUCAGGCCCUCCCUGGCCUGAAGGUGGGGCCUUACUGGGGACCCACCCCCUUCUGCCCAGGAAUUAAUCUGCCUCCUGCUGCCAUUCACGGCCCUAGGACUUGGCCCAAACCCCACUCUGAGAGAGGCCAGGCAGUGGGAGCAGACACCCCUGAACCUGCAGGGACUAGGGAGUCCUUCCUGAGACUCCUGAGGGUGCAGGUUGCAGAGAUGCCUGGGUCCUGCGCCUGGGAGGACAGCCACGGCUGCACCCAGGAGCUCCUGCCUCGCCCACUUGGAGGAGGCAGGGCUCUCACUUGUCUCCAGCUCCUGCCUGCUUCCUGGAGUGCGAGGCCCAGGUCUGCAGCUGCGGGUCUGGCAGCUUCAGCUGCACCCAGGAGGGCAGAUCCUGCCUCUUCUCAGUUCCCCCAAGAGCACAGGGAGGCUCGAAUCCACAGCUACAGGAGGACGGGGCUCCCACUAGCUCCAUGGAGUGUGCAGCCCCGGUGGCACCUCCCUGCUGCUGCUGACAUGAUGGCAUCAGCCACUGCCAUCAACAGGUGGGAUCCAGCACCUUCCCCUGGAGAGCAGGCAGUGCUGCCCAGGAAGGCAUCCUCCUCUUUACCUGAAAGAAUAUUUCUGUAACUGUGAUAAAACACACAUGAAAUACAUAUGAACUUUACCAUCUUAGCCGUUGAUAAAACACACAUGAAAUACAUAUGAACUUUACCGUCUUAGCUGUUGAUAAAACACACAUGAAAUACAUAUGAACUUUACCAUCUUAGCCGUUGAUGAAACACAUGAAAUACAUAUGAACUUUACCGUCUUAGCCGUUUUCAAGUGCACAGCUCAAUGGCAUUAAGUUGGACAACCAUCACCACCCUCCUCUCUAGAACUUCCUCCUCUUCCCAAACUGAAGCUCUGUCCCCAUGAGACACUCAUUCCCUGUCCCCCUCCCCAGCCCCUGGUACCCCCCAUCCUACUUUCUGUCUCUCUGAAUCUGACAACUCUAGGGACCUCCUAGGAGUGGAACCACACAGGCUUUGUCCUUCUGUGUCUGGCUUCUCUCACUGAGCAUAACGUGAUUGCAGUUGUUUUUUUUUUUUUUUUUUUUUUUUUUUGAGACAAGGUCUUGCUCUGUUGCACAGGUUGGAGUGCAGUGGCGCGAUCUUGGCUCACUGCAACCUCUGCCGCCCAAGCUCAAGCUAUUCUUGUGUCUCAGCCUCCCAAGUAGUUGGGAUUAUGGGCAUGUGCCACCAUACCCAGCCAAUUUUUGUAUUAUUAGUAGAGACGGGGUUUCACCAUGUUGGCCCAGGCUGGCUGUGAACUCCUGGGUUCAGGUGAUCCACCCACCUUGGCCUCCCAAAGUGCUGGGAUUACAGGUGUGAGCCACCACGUCCGCCCUCUGCAGUUUUAUUUAAGACAGAGUUUCGCUCUGUUGCCCAAGCUGAAGUGCAGUGGCACAAUCUCAGCUCACGCUGAGAUCCCACCUCCCGGGUUCAAGCGAUUCUCCUGCCUCAGCCUCCCAAGUAGCUGAGAUUACGGCACUCGCCACCAUGCCUGGCUAAUUUUUGUAUUUUUAGUAGAGACAGGGUUUCACCAUGUUGGCCAGGCUGGACUUGAACUCCUGGCCUCAAAGGCCAAAGUGCUGGGAUUAUAGGCACAUCCUGGAGUGGGAUUUUUAAAAUAUUUUAAAAAUUUUUUGUAGAAACUGGGUGUCACUGUGUUGCUCAGUCUGGUCUUGAACUCCUGGGCUCAAACAGAGUCUUCCCAGCUUGGCUUCCCAAAGGGCUGGGAUUACCAGUGUGAGCAAAGUCGGAAGAGUUUGUUUUUUUUUUCCAGGAUGCAACUGAAGAGGGAGAGGUGAAGGCAUAAGACAGGGGUGGACUGAAGCGAGUCCAUACAGGGCCCUUAAGGCUGGGAUUGAAAGCUCAGGGUGCCUCCUGUAUGCCUAUGGUUCAGGUGCUAGAAGUGGUUCUACAUCUUUUCUUUCUUUCUUUCUUUUUUUGAGAUGGAGUUUCACUCUUGUUGCCCAGGCUGGAGUGCAGUGGCGUGAUCUUGGUUCACUGCAACCUCUGCCUCCCAGGUUCAAGCAAUGCUCCUGCCUCAGCCUCCCGAGUAGCUGCAAUUACAGGCACCCGUCACCACGCUUGACUAAUUUUGUAUUUUUGGUAGAGACGGGGUUUCUCCAUAUUGGUCAGGCUGGUCUCGAACUCCCAACCUCAGGUGAUCCGCCUGCCUCGGCCUCCCAAAGUGCUGGGAUUACAGGUGUGAGCCACCGUGCCCAGCCAGUAACUUUUUUUUUUUUUUUUUGAAAUGGAGUCUUGCUUUGUCACCCAGGCUGGAUUGCCGUGGCACAAUCUCCGCUCACUGCAACCUCUGCCUCCCGGUUCAAGCGAUUCUCCUGCCUCAGCCUCCUGAGUAGCUGGGACUACAGGUACGUGCCACCACGAUUGGCUGAUUUUUGUAUUUGUAGUAGAGAUGGGGUUUCACUAUGUUGGCCAGGCUGGUCUUGAACUCCUGACCUUGUGAUUCACCUGCCUCAGCCUCCCAAAGUGCUAGGAUUACAGGCAUGCGUCACAGUGCCCAGCCAACUUUUACAUCUUACAGCAGAUACCAGCUUACGUGCUGUUUUAUACCAUGGAUUACCUGGAUAGCCAUUCAGGCCCUAAACACUCAUCAGCCCCUUCAUAUGUUGAAACAACAAAGCUUUUGCCAUAUUUCAGUGGGUCAAGGUUGUUGUAGCAGAUUCCUCUUUUUUUUUUUUUUUGAGAUGGAGUCUCGCUCUGUCGCCCAGGCUGGAGUGCAGUGGCGUGAUCUCGGCUCACUGCAAACUCCACCUCCUGGGUUCAUGCCAUUCUCAUGCCUCAGCCUCCCGAGUAGCUAGGACUACAGGCGCCCGCCAUCAUGCCCGGCUAAUUUUUUUGUAUUUUUAGUAGAGACGGGGUUUCACUGCGUUCGCCAGGAUGGUCUCGAUCUCCUGACGUCGUGAUCCACCCGCCUCGGCCUCUCAAAGUGCUGGGAUUACAGGUGUGAGCCACUGCGACUGGCUGCAGAUUCCUCUUCUUACAUUGUCCAUGCCUUGUAAUGUGUAACUCUGAGUCAUGGAAGCAAAGAGAACUAAUCUCUAAUAACUGUGAGUUUUGAGGAAGGUCCUGUUCCAUCCUGCUUUUUGUUGGGUAUUGCUUCUCAGUCUUCUGACUAUGGCAAUAGCAAAUGCUGUGACUGAUAUUAACUAGUUAGUCCUCACGACAACACACUUUGGAUAAAAUUCUUCUUUCCAUUGAACAGAUGAGGAGGCUGUGUCCUGGAUAGGUCAGCAAUAUACCUGCAGUCCCAUAACUUGCAAGUGGCAUAUCCAUGACAUCCAUUCAUUUUCAGAAUCAGCAGGGGGAGAUUCUCACAUGGGAAUGUCAGGCUCAGAGAUCCAGAGGUUAGAAUCACCAGUUCAAUAAGAAAUGGGCAAAAUGUUUCAUCCAGACCUGUGUGCUGGUCGUCCUUGUUGUGUUGAUGGUGGGCCUAGGGUCUGUAUGUCCCUCUGAUUUUAAGCCAAGGACAAGCACCCACAAGGCAGCUAGUAGAAACUGACUUAUGGACUUUGCACCUUGACCUUUCUCAACUUCCCUGGUGCCACCAACCUCACCCCUCCUCCCAUGAACGUGGGUGGCGAUGGACCCAUCUUGAGCAGAACUGCUGUGAUAUUCUAGGAAUUAGUAACCUUUGAGGACGUGUCCAUGGACUUCUCCCAGGAGGAGUGGGAGUUGCUGGAGCCUGCUCAGAAGAACCUGUACAGAGAGGUGAUGCUGGAGAACUACAGGAACGUGGUCUCCCUGGGUAAGGCAAGCAUCACUAAUUCCUGUGUUCAUUGAUUCACAUUUAUCUGGUGUAUUAGUCUGUUCUCACACUGCUAAUAAAGAAAUACCCAAGACUGGGUAAUUUGUAAAGGAAAGGGGGUUUAAUGGACUCAGUUCCACAUGGCCGGGGAGGGCUCACAAUCAUGGUGGAAGGCGAAUGAGGAACAAAGUCACAUCUUACGUGGCGGUAGGCAAGAGAGCUUGUGCAGGGGAACUCCCAUUUGUAAAACCGUCAGAUCUCGUGAGACUUAUUCAUUACCACGAGAACAGUAUGGGGAAAACCACCUCCGCCAUGAUUCAGUUAUCUCCCCCUGGCUCCACCCUUGACGUCGGGAUUAUUACAAUUCAAGGUGAGAUUUGGAUGGCAACACAGCCAAACCAUGUCAUCUAGCAUCUACUAUGUGUCUGGCACCAUGCUGGGAAUGGGGGAUUCAUUGAAGCCUUGAAGAACCAAUGUACUGAUGUGGGGAUUAAAGAGGGUCCACUUUCCCCAGCACAAACCUCACAAGUCACUAGUCUUUCCUCAUGGACGGGGUAUUUACUUUUUCAACCAGUGGCUUCUUCCCACUUGGAGCAAAGAGAAGCCCUGUGGAUAGAGGAAAAAGGAACUCCUCAAGCCUCCUGUUCAGAUUGGAUGACUGUACUAAGAAACCAAGACUCAACUUACAAGAAGGUGGCUUUGCAGGAGGAACCAGCCAGUGGUAUAAAUAUGAUAAAGCUUAUCAGAGAAGAUGGGGGAUGGAAGCAGUUAGAGGACAGCCAUGAAGACCCCCAGGGGCUUUUGAGCCAAAAGGCAUCCCUUCACGUAGUGGCCGUUCCUCAGGAGAAGGCUACUGCAUGGCAUGGAUUUGGGGAAAAUGGUAAUCUGAGCCCAGCCCUUGUUUUAUCACAGGGAAGCUCUAAAGGGAACCACUUGUGUGGCAGCGAGUUAGAUAUUACAAGCUUGGCAUCCGAUUCAGUCUUAAACCACCAUCAGCUGGGAUAUGCAGAUCGGAGACCUUGUGAAAGUAAUGAAUGUGGAAAUGCCAUCCGCCAGAACAGUCACUUUAUUCAACACGGGGGGAAGAUGUUUGUGUAUUUGGAAAAUGGGCAGUCAUUGAACCACGGUAUGGCCCUGACUAUCCACAACAAAAUCAACACGGCAGAGAAACCCUUUGAGUGCCACCAGUGUGGGAAGGUGUUCAACCGGAGGCAUUCUUUGAGCGAACAUCAAAGAAUUCACACGGGGGAGAAACCCUACGAGUGUCAGGAGUGUGGGCGAGCCUUUACGCACAGCUCCACCCUCACGCGCCAUCUGAGAACUCAUACUGGAGAGAAGCCCUACGGGUGCGGUGAGUGCGGGAAAGCCUUCAACAGGAUCUCAUCGCUGACUCAGCAUCAGAGGAUUCACACCGGGGAAAAGCCCUAUAAAUGUGAAGACUGUGGGAAAUCCUUCUGCCAGAGCUCUUACCUGAUCUUGCACAAGAGGACACACACCGGAGAGAAGCCCUACGAAUGCAGUGAAUGUGGAAAGGCCUUCAGUGACCGUUCCUCUCUCAACCAGCACGAGCGAACUCACACGGGCGAGAACCCCUAUGAAUGUAAGCAGUGUGGGAGAGCCUUCAGCCAGAGGUCUUCCCUUGUGAGGCACGAGAGAACUCACACUGGAGAGAAACCCUACAGGUGUCAGGAAUGUGGGAAAGCCUUCAGCCAGAGCUCAUCCCUUGUCACACAUCAGAAAACUCACAGCAGCCAGAAAACCUAUAAAAUCAUUGACUGUGGGAAAGCGUUCUACCAGAACAGACAUCUUAUUGGAUAUUAGCAAUUGCACGCUGCUUUGUAAGCCACUUUUUAGUACUCUGACACAUACAUGUGGUUAUCUUUUGCCCUGUUGUGAUGGAUAAUUUGAAAAGAAGUGGGUUUAUGUCACCUUCUCACCUUCUUAUAAGAAAGCUCUGAGAAUGGGCAUUUUUGUAUUUUGUUGUUGUUGUUGAGAUGGAGUCUGCCACCCAGGCUGGAGUCCAGUGGCGUGAUCAUACCUCACUGCAGCUUCAACUUCCUGGGCUCAAGUAAUCCUCCCACCCCAGCCUCCCAGGUAGCUAGUACUAUAGGUGUGCACCACCACGCCCAGCAAAUUUUUAAAUUUAUUAUAGAGUGGGAGGCAGGGUGCGGUGGCUCAUGCCUAUAAUCCUAACACUUUAGGAGGCCGAGGCGGGUGGAUCAUGAGGUCAGGAGAUCGAGACCAUCCUGGCUAACACAGUGAAACCCUGUCUCUACUAAAAAUACAAAAAAGUAGCCGGGCGUGGUGGUGGGCGCCUGUAGUCCCAACUACUCAGGAGGCUGAGGCAGGAGAAUGGUGUGAACCCGGGAGGUGGAGCUUGCAGUGAGCCGAGAUCGCACCACUGCACUCCAGCCUGGGAGACAGAGCGAGACUCCGUCUCAAAAAAAAAAAAAAAAUUAUAGAGUUGGGGUCUUGCUACAUUGCCAAGACUGGUCUUGAACUCCUGGGGUCAAGCAUCCUCCUGUCUUGGCCUCCCAAAGUGUUGGGAUUAGAAGCAUGAGCCGCUGUGCCCAGCCUGACGGGGCCUUUUAGUGGGAGGAGUUGCCAUUACACUACGUCCAGUAAGCUCCAGACUUUCGGAAAAGAUUGGUGGACGGGAAUGCUGUCAUGGAUGGGAUCUUGCCAAGAACCAUCACGUGUUAAUUUAGUUGCUUAAACAAAAGGUGUUCUGUUUCUUAACUACUUCUGUGUCUUUACUUUUUAUUUCAUUGUUCAUUGUUUUUAUUUUAAUAUUCUUUUCUGGGUUUAUAUGAGACGAGUUUUCACUCUGUUGCUGAGGCUGAAGUGCAGUGGCGUGAUCAUAGCUCCCUGUAGUCAGCCUUCAUCUCCUGGACUCAAGCAAUCCUCCCACCUCAGCCUCUCCGGUAGCUGGGACUACACAUGUGCACCGCUACCACACCCAGCUAAAUUUUUUUUUUGUAUUUUUGUAGUGAUGGGCUUUCACCAGGUUGCCCAGGCUGGUCUCAAACUCCUGAGCUCAAGCAAUCCACCCACCUUGGCCUCCCAAAGUGCUGGUAUUACAGGUGUGAGCCACCGUGCUGGUAUUACGGGUGUGAGCCACUGUGCUGGGAUUACGGGCGUGAGCUGCCCAUGCUGGGAUUACGGGUGUGAGCCACCGUGCUGGUAUUACGGGUGUGAGCCACCGUGCUGGGAUUACGGGCGUGAGCCACUGUGCUGGGAUUACGGGCGCGAGCCACUGUGCUGGGAUUACAGGUGUGAGCCACCCUGCUGGGAUUAUGGGUGCGAGCCGCCGUGCUGGGAUUACAGGUGUGAACCACUGCUCCUGGCCUUUAUUUCAGCAUUCUGUUUCAGUGUUUCACAUUGGCCACUUAGCUAGAUCCGUUUGUCUUCUGCAGUACUGUGCUGAUCCAGAGUAUAUGCUAAGACGGAAAGCGCUUUGGAGGUAAAGUUUAAAAAAUACAAGGGCUUCAAAAUAGUACUAGUAAUUUGAUCCAUUCACAAAAGGACAAAGGCUGGACAGAGACGUGAAGAAAUGAAUCAUUUACGCAAUGAUUGGGGUGUUCCAAUUAUGUGUGAUUUUGUGUUUUCUGCCGUUUCAUUUUGUAUUGCCAUAAUCAUUUUGACAAUGAAUACAAAUCAAAUAGCACCCAAAAUUGUGAAGGAUACGGAACCUCAUUGAUGAG